Magallana angulata is the source of this 3033-nucleotide messenger RNA. RefSeq lists its product as uncharacterized. Gene Ontology annotation, biological process: signal transduction. NCBI's taxonomy places the organism in Eukaryota, Metazoa, Mollusca, Bivalvia, Ostreida, Ostreidae. Gene Ontology annotation, molecular function: protein binding. The record is from RefSeq and is a predicted model, not a curated record. Bases 1 to 3033 code for a protein of 1010 amino acids. The transcript has 16 exons.
AUGACGGACAUGAGUGCUCUGUCAAAGAUCUCGGAGAGGAUGCAAAUACAUGAAGGAUUUGUCAAUUCCACUGAUUCUUCCACAACUGAUCUUCUGGCUUUCAGUAAAGAAGUAAGUAAUGCAACAAAGGAAUCUACGGAUUGUAUCAAAGAUGUCGCAAAAUACGCUACAAAAAUUAAUGAAGACCUGGCAAAACUGCGACAGUUGAUCAAAGACUUCACAGUACAGAUUGGAGACAAAAUGAACGCUCUCGCUGAAGCGGGGUUGUUUAAAGAUUUCUCAGACCCCACAUAUAGCGGGGAUGUAAGCAGUGGAAAACAUCUUGCUGAUUCAUCUGAACACCGUUUCAGCAGUGAUAGAUUUGAUAAGCAGAGGGCAGAAAAACUAGUGCUUUUACAGAAAAUUGCUGAACAGCAGCAAGAACUCCAAAAGGUGCUUUGUGAAACAGAGGGGCUUAUAACAAAAGUUGAGGAAACAGGGUUUUUCACGUUAGGAGACUUCGACAAUAUUAACGGUCAUCUAAACCAGUGGAUCAAAGGCCUAGAAACUGCAGAAGAACGUGAAGAGAAAAAACGACAGGAAGAGGAAAGGAAGCGAAAGGAUGAAGAGGAAAAGAAGAAAAAGGCUGAAGAAGAGGCAAAACAAAAAGCUGAAGAACAGAGAAGGAAAGAUGAGGAAGAAAAAAGAAGGAAAGAAGAGGAAGAAAGACGAAAGGAAGAACAGAGAAAAAAGGAUGAAGAGGCCAGAGCGAGACGGGAUCCGAAAAACUGGCCCACAUUCAUAUACGACAGACAAAAACACCACAACUUGUUCCAGCAUGGAAUUUGUUGCGCUGUGUCCGCCAUUACUGGAAGUCAAGGUCUAGAGAAGGAUGACAUCGUUUGCGCAGCAUUUGACAGUCACAUCGAUUUAGAGCGAUAUCCAAAAAAUAAAGAAGAAGUCCUUAUAUCAUCCAUGACUCAGAUCAAACCAACGAAGGGGAAGGAGAUAAAACUUGAUCUUCCAAUGAAAGUAUACAUCCCUAUUGCUUCUUCUUCAAUUGAUAAUCGAGAGAUAGUAGUCAAAAUUUCAAUGAAUGAUCAAAAGUGGAGGUUCGUAGAUGCAAAGGAAGAGAAACCUAGAGGGGUAAAAGACAUGGACACUCAGUUUGUGAUUAUUGAGAUCAAAAAUUUUCAAAGUUUGGAGGUUAUUGUGGUAUCUCGUCCAAAACGAGAAAACAUGAAGGUAAACGCAAUCGGUGGAUGGUUUGAACCCACAAUUGACAAGAAUGUGCGUAUCAUUGUUCCCCCGGGAUGCUUCAAGAACGAAACCGGGGUCCAUUUCAAGGUUGAUAAAGACCUGGCCAAUCGAGCACAAGCAGAUAAACAGUUUGAAAAUAUCAAAAUAGCUACGUCAUUGCUUGGAAUAGAGUUGGAUGAUGAAAACCUUAUGAACGUAGAAAUGGAAAUCUAUCCCGAUUUGUGCAAACUUAAAAAUGCGCCAAGGCAUCAAAAAGUUAUAGAGAAAUGCCGAAACAAGCUUGUUACGGAUAUGUCAGUUAUCCACAUAGCCACGCGCUUGCAUAAAGAUGGCAAAAUACAAGACGAAUGUUUAAAAGAAAUUAAGAGCAAAAAGACAGAAGGGAUGCAAGCAAGAAGACUGCUGGAAGAAUUUAAGAAUUGUAAUGCAGAACAAUUCGCCUCUAUAACCGAGGCACUGGAGAGAGAGAACCAGGGUCAUCUUGCGAAACUUUUAAAGAAAACAAUGGAAGAUAUCAAAAAUGAAGAAGCAAAUGCGGGCAGCGAUUUUGUUGGUGAAAGUGAUAAUUUAGAGUUACAAAUGGUGACCAGCAGCCAGUGCGGAGAUUGGACUGUGAUGAAGAAGGAGUCUCUCAAGGAUUUCCCAGACGGUGUCGUCAUUUCCUUACCGGCGAAAGGCGGGACUUUUGAUAUCAUGGGACUCAUUGUGCCCAAAGGUAUGGACAACAAAGAAAUAUCUCGUAUAGCAGAUUUGCUGUAUCGACAGUCUUACCAGAUUGACGCAAAACUGAUCGUUCGCCACAGUGAUACCGACCCCACCCAUUGUCUGGUGCGCUGUGUGGAAAACGAUAGAAGUAUAGAUGCUACAGACACGAUGGAAAAAGAGGGAUUUCAGAAAGGCCCCCCGGAUUCGCCUGCCUUUGGAAUUUGCGACGGAGAGGAAAUCAUCAUGAAAUUGGAAGGCAACCUUACUUUAGAUGCAGACAACAAAGUGGUUCGUCUGAGGUAUUAUUUGAACAUGGAUUUGGCAAGCGCUUCGUUCAAGAUCGACGUUUACAACAAAAGAGCUCAAGCUGAGGCUAAGGCUUUUUGUGGAGAGCUACGGUACAACGUAGGUGGUGCUGAUCAGGGUCCACCAAGGUGCGGAUCUAUGGUUCUAUCCAUACCGAAGAAACUCCACCGAUUUGCACCGCUGACACUUGAUGUUCAAGUGAAAGUUGCUGCUAAGUACUUAGCAUACCAUCUUCCAAACAGACAAACUCCAAAAUUGGAGGAUUUUUAUCUUUCUUUGGUUGACAAUAACCAUAAGAGAUGUCGAUCCAUAAAGAUGCGCGCUGACAAAGAAGCAGAAACAGGAACAUUUAGAGAAAUAUGUGAAGCGUAUAUCAAGAACUGGGCUAGUCAGAGACCGAAACACGAAAACAAGGUUCAGACGAUUUCAGACCUAUUAUAUUUCUUCUCUACAGAAUUUGCUGAUGAAUUUAAUUUGUUUAUGAAACCGUUUUCUAUGAAAAAUGGAAUACUUUCUAACAACGGCAUCGAAGAACUUAGUAAACAUAUUCACGACAAUUGGGAGGCUGUCGCUCAGAAUCUUGGUAUUGAUGGAGAUGAUGUCGACGCCAUUAAAUUUGAUUUUAAAGAUGAUGACAAAAGAGCCGUGCGCAUGCUUGAUAAAUGGCGUCUUUCUGACAGCGCCAUAGAAAAGGGAACAAACAUUAUGUCACAUUUGUCUGAAAGCUUGAAAAAAUCAAAAUGCAGUCAAACAGCUUUGAAAUUGGUAAUGGCGAAAACUUAA